Coffea eugenioides is the source of this 1105-nucleotide messenger RNA. RefSeq names its product phosphoglycerate mutase-like protein AT74. Lineage: Eukaryota; Viridiplantae; Streptophyta; Magnoliopsida; Gentianales; Rubiaceae. The coding region runs from base 114 to 1001 and encodes 295 amino acids. Gene Ontology annotation, molecular function: phosphatase activity. The record is from RefSeq and is a predicted model, not a curated record. The transcript has 2 exons.
GGCCAAAACAAUCUAUAAAGGUCAGCUCAUGGCCCUCCUCAACCAUGUCAAACCCUCGCAGUUGAUGAACUUCCAUAAAAACAUUAACUUUCAUUAAUCUGCAAUAGCAAGAAAUGGCAAACAACGGCAGUGCAGAAAUGCAGGACUAUAACAAGUGCCUCCCAAAGCGCAUAAUCCUGGUGCGCCAUGGGGAGAGCACGGCCAACACAGAUGAGAAGAUCUAUGGCAUUACAGCAGAUCACAAAAUCCCAUUAUCCACAAAUGGGAUUGAGCAAGCCAGGCAAGCUGGUAGAAGCAUAUUGGAUGUGGUUUCUGAGCAGGGAAAUUCACAGAAUUGGAAGGCCUACUUUUAUGUGUCUCCUUACGAACGUACCAGAUCAACUCUCAGGGAGAUUGGCCGGGCAUUUCCAAGAAACAGAGUCAGGGGAGUCAGAGAGGAGUGCAGGAUCAGAGAGCAAGAUUUUGGGAACUUCCAAGAUUAUGAGAAAAUGAAGGAGCUCAAGCAGAUCAGGAAUAGAUAUGGAAGGUUCUUCUAUCGGUUUCCUGAAGGAGAAUCAGGGGCUGAUGUUUAUGAUCGCGUUUCCACCUUUCUUGAAUCUUUAUGGAGGGACAUAUACAUGAGGAGACUAACUCAAGAUCCUGCUGAUGAGCUGAAUCUAGUGAUUGUAUCCCAUGGAUUAGCUGUUCGCAUUUUUCUGAUGAAGUGGUUCAAGUGGACAGUGGAGCAAUUCGAGUCUCUCAAGAGUCCCAAAAAUUGCGAGUUUCGAGUUAUGGAAUUAGGGGCAAGUGGAGAGUACAGCUUAGCGAUCCAACAUGAUGAUGAAACACUCAAAAGAUGGGGGUUCUCUCCUGAAAUGAUAGAGGACCAAAAAUUGAGGGCCAAUUACAGGGGUACUUGGAAUGACAGGAGUCCGUGGUACCUCAAUACUUUCUUUGAGUUAGCUGGUUCUGAUCAUGAAACUGCUGAGAAAGAUGGUCAUGAAGAUGGUCAGAACAAGUGAUUGUUUGCAUUUUUUGUGAUUUUCUCAAUUGAGAUUUUAUUGUAAGCUCUUCUGACUCUGAUCAAAUGUAACCAAAACAACUUUCUUGAAUGAAAAUUUUUAAU